GCGCUCGAGAUGGCAGACACGACGAUCAAGGAAGGCAUCGGCGUCGGCCUGUCCACUGAUCAAGCUGCAUCGACCUACCAUGACAUGGCGGUCCUCGAGUCGCGAGUGAAGAAGCCUGAUGUGAAGCGAGUCGCCGACCUUUACAAGAAGAGUCUGUGGCUCGUGCCAGACCGGCCGAUCACUCAGGAGAACUAUGGCCUGACGCUCGCCGUCAUGGGUCACUUCGAGGAUGCGCUUGGAGCUCUCAAGAAGGCAGAGCAGCUUGGUCGCGGAGAUUCUGCAGAGCUGCAGAACGGGCUCGGAGCUAUUUACUUUCAGCAGGGCCAGCUGCAAAAGGCGAAGUCUCGUUUCAGAAAGGCUACAGAGUUGCGCCCUGGUUGGAGGGAUGCGAAGGAAAACUUGGAUGCUGCAGCGGCCACAGUCAAGCGGCUGUUCUAUGAGAUUGUGGUGGCUCCGGUCAAGAAUCCACUGUUGUUCUCCGGAGUGCGAAGCCCACCAAAAGGCGUGCUGCUGUUUGGGCCCCCUGGAAACGGGAAGACGAUGCUCGCCAAGGCUGUUGCAAGUGAGUGCAACGCCACCUUCUUCAGCAUCUCCGCUUCCUCUUUGACUUCCAAGUGGGUUGGCGAGUCGGAGAAGCAGAUGCGAGCUCUCUUUAGCCUUGCCAGGAAAAUGCAGCCUGCAGUCAUCUUCAUGGAUGAGAUUGAUUCCAUGCUCACAAGCCGGUCUGCCGGUGAGCAUGAGGCGGCGCGACGCCUGAAGACAGAAUUCCUUGUACAGUUGGAUGGUGCUGCUUCAGGUGGUGAAGACCGAGUUCUGGUACUGGGAGCUACCAACAGGCAC
Symbiodinium necroappetens is the source of this 840-nucleotide messenger RNA. Lineage: Eukaryota; Dinophyceae; Suessiales; Symbiodiniaceae. The record is from the annotation of a GenBank genome assembly.